CCGGCGGGCACCGAGCGGGACGGCUGCCGUUCCUCUCCUUCCUUCCCAGCCUCCCUCCUCGGCUCCCCCUGCCCUCGACCCCCGCGCUGCCGGGCGGGCAGAGCCGCCCCGCCGAGUCUUAGCAUCUUUUUUCUCUCUUCAAAAUUAAGAAGCUUCUCUGAACUCCAGUUCACCGUCUAGCAUUCAGAGGUUUUGGGGCAGCCUGUGUUGAACCCUCCACCACCCCUGCACGACUGGAUACUGUGAACAAGGACCCUGAACCCAAAGAUCCAUAUCCCAUUCCAAGAAAGAUUAUGGCUGAACCAGACUACAUAGACGAUGACAAUCCUGAGCUAAUUAGACCUCAGAAAUUAAUUAAUCCUGUGAAGUCAUCCCGGAAUCAUCAAGAUCUCCAUAGAGAGCUGCUUAUGAAUCAGAAAAGGGGUCUUGCACCUCAGAACAAACCGGAGCUACAGAAGGUGAUGGAGAAAAGGAAACGAGAUCAAGUUAUUAAACAACAGAAAGAAGAGGAAGCACAAAAGAAGAAAUCAGACCUGGAAAUAGAGCUACUGAAACGACAGCAGAAACUGGAGCAGGGCACAGCUUUGAAUGGUUCAGCUUGUGGGAAGAUUUGAUUUGAAACUGAGCUA
Molecule: messenger RNA, 629 nt
Organism: Empidonax traillii (willow flycatcher)
Lineage: Eukaryota; Metazoa; Chordata; Aves; Passeriformes; Tyrannidae
Gene: FAM107B
Product: family with sequence similarity 107 member B
Exons: 5
Coding region: 294-614 (106 amino acids)
Source: RefSeq, a predicted model, not a curated record